This is a messenger RNA of Dictyostelium discoideum AX4, 756 nucleotides long. RefSeq lists its product as hypothetical. Lineage: Eukaryota; Evosea; Eumycetozoa; Dictyosteliales; Dictyosteliaceae. Gene Ontology annotation, biological process: regulation of aggregate size involved in sorocarp development. The coding region runs from base 1 to 756 and encodes 251 amino acids. The record is from RefSeq and is a predicted model, not a curated record. The transcript has a single exon.
AUGACAAAUACUACUGUUAACGCACAAAUUACAGAUGCAGUUGAUGGUGCUUCAAGUUCAAUUACCGAUUUAAAAUGGAAUAUUCCAAAAUCAUCAACAGUUAAAACUAAUUUUCAAAUUGAUAAACAUUUGAAACUUCAAACAAAUCCAGACUCUAUGGUAUUUAUUGAAACUGGUUCCGAUUGUGUAAAUGAAACUUUUAAAAUUGGUAAUUUGAAAUUACCAGUUCAAGUUAAACCAGUUGCAUGUUUUAGAAAGUUUGUCUCUUCUCAAACUGUUGUUGGUACUCAACAAUAUGAAUUCUCAAAAAAAACAGGUUACUCUUCAACAUUUAGUGUUUCAACAUCUGUUAAAGCAAGUGUUGGUGGUUCCAUUGGUGCAUGUGAAACAAGUUUUGAAGUUUCUACCGAGUUUGGUUAUUCAAGUACAAGCUAUAGUGAAACUACUACUACUUUUACAGAGACUCUUACUGCUGGUGAUUAUACAGUUUAUCAAAAUGUAUUAUUAUAUGCAUUCAAAGUUGACGCAGCAAGUGAUCCACAAAUAAAGAGUUCAAUGAUUAAAGAUUCACCAGAUUUGAAAAUUUAUCAACGUGAUGGAGCUCAAGAAUCUUAUUUCUUUGUCCCAGCCUAUGUUAACUCACCAUUCACUAUUGAAUUUUCAAAUGAUACUUAUGAUCCAAUUGAUGAAGAUGAUUUAAUAGAUUAUUUAAUGAAAGAUGGAUAUAGUAAAUGGUCAUCAUUUUCUUUUAAUUAA